Messenger RNA from Magnolia sinica, 1109 nucleotides. RefSeq names its product protein neprosin-like. The coding region runs from base 1 to 1059 and encodes 352 amino acids. The record is from RefSeq and is a predicted model, not a curated record. The transcript has 6 exons. Lineage: Eukaryota; Viridiplantae; Streptophyta; Magnoliopsida; Magnoliales; Magnoliaceae.
AUGGAGAAAACAAGGGUUAGGAGGAGCACAUUUUCUCUGGCAGUGGUUAUCAUUGUUGCUUUCAUUGAUGCAGCUGUAGGAGGAAGCAGUAGCAUCAGUCGUAAUAAGCCUGCAGUCAAGACAAUAAAGAGCGAAGAUGGGGACAUCAUUGAUUGUGUUGACAUCUUCCAUCAGCCUGCUUUUGAUCACCCGCUGCUCAAAAAUCACACCAUCCAGGUAUGUCAAUUCCACUCAAGGUUGGCUGGCCCCACAUCCACUGCUAAACGUGAAACACUUGCACACGUGAUGUGGCCCAGCUACUAUCCCAAAUCAAAGGUCAAGAAAGUUUCAUCAGAACCACUUCAACAGCUAUGGCAGAAGAGUGGAAGCUGCCCACAAGGAACGAUUCCUAUUCGAAGGACCCAAAAAAACAACUCAAUCACAGCCGUCCAUGACCAGAGCCAGAUAACAGUAGUAAGAGAGAUAUAUUCAGAUCAUUACGGAGACAAUAAGACUCGACUUUACAUCUAUUGGACUGCAGACGGUGGUGUCAAAACUGGGUGUUACGACCUCUUAUGCUCAGGUUUCAUUCAGGUGAACCCUCGGUUCGUCCUUGGUGGUUCACUCUACCCCGUUUCAACCUAUGAUGGUCCUCAAUACACAUUAACGGUCAAAAUAUACAUGGACCGUCCAACCCAAAAUUGGUGGCUUUUUAUACAAGAUCUGCCGGUGGGGUACUGGCCCAUUUCAUUAUUCACUAAUUUGAAGUUCGCCACCAAGGUCCAAUGGAUGGGCCAGGUUGCUAACGCCCAGAUGACAACCGUCCAUAUAAUCACACCAAUGGGAAGUGGCCACUCACCUCUUUCAUCCCUUGUAGACCUUGGAAGAGCAGCCUUUUUUAAAAACAUCAUGUAUGUGGAUGAAAAUGGCGCCAGCGUCGCCCCGGGAUUCUCAGCCAACUUCGUCUCUACUAAUCCAAAUUGCUACCACGCUCAAGGGUAUGAUGGGAGUGACAUACCAGGCCAUGGGUUCUAUUUAUUUUAUGGUGGGCCACAAGGAGUUAGUUCCAAAUGCAAUUGAAAUGAAAAUAGAUCAGGGCGCCAAGAACAUGAAGCAUUAGGUAAAUAAGA